Molecule: messenger RNA, 3300 nt
Organism: Solanum tuberosum (potato)
Lineage: Eukaryota; Viridiplantae; Streptophyta; Magnoliopsida; Solanales; Solanaceae
Exons: 3
Coding region: 1-3300 (1099 amino acids)
Source: RefSeq, a predicted model, not a curated record
AUGGACCCUUUUCAGGAUCCAUUAGAGUUAGAACAAUACAAAAGAAAGCUAGGUUUUGAUAAUGCUCUGGCCAACUAUUCCGGGAAAAUUUGGAUUUUCUGGAGGGAGGACUGGGAGGGCACCUUGCUGAUGGAUUCCAUACAACACAUAUCUAUGAAAUUCUGUAAAAAUAAUAGGUCUUUCAUUAUUUCAUCAGUAUAUGCUAGGUGUAAUGCGUUGGAAAGACUGGAAUUAUGGGAAGAAUUAGAAGGUAUUGCAGAAGAUUGGCAACUACCUUGGAUGGUUGGGGGUGAUUUUAAUGUUAUUAUUAAUGAGGAAGAGAAAUUGGGAGGUCUUGAAUUCACUCAACAGGAGGCUACUGAUUUUGCUCUUUGUAUUAGUAGUUGUGGGUUAACUGAAGUAAAAUUUUCAGGGAGUAAAUAUACUUGGUGGAAUGGACGAAUAGAGGAAGCUUGUAUUUUCAAGAGAUUGGAUAGAAUUUUAGUGAAUGCUUUGUUCACAGAGGAAUUUCCAUCUAGUGAGGUUCAUCAUUUAAUCAGACAGGGCUCAGAUCAUGCUCCUCUUCAUGUGAUUUGUGAUACAGCAGAGGAGCCUGUGCAAAUUUCUACUGUUGAGGAUGUGAUUAAGGUUAAGGAAACUCAAUUGGAGAUUUUCCCUACAGUACAAAACAGGGCGGAGCUGAGUAGAAUGGAGGCAGAAUUGAGAAAAUACCUCAGGAUCGAAGAAGAAUAUUGGAAGCAAAAGGCGGGAAUGAAAUGGUUUGUGGAUGGAGAUAGAAACACUAAAUUCUUCCACUCUUAUGUUAAAGGAAGAAGGAAGAAGUUACAUCUAGCUGAGAUAUGUAAUGAGCACGGGGUGAUGGUGAAGACAAAUCAGCAAAUAGGGCAAGCAGCCAUCAGUUUCUUUUCUGAGCAGUUUAAGGCAGAGGAGACAUCUCAGGAUUACUCAAUGUUGAGACAUAUCCCUAAACUGGUCACAGAAGAAGAAAAUGAAGAAAUGAUAAAGCUUCCAACACAAGAGGAGAUAAAAAAAGGUGGUUCCUGCUGGGAAAUCGUCGGAGCAGAUAUCACCAGACUAGUGAUUGCAUUUUUUUGUGGACACACACUGCCAAAUUUUAUUACUCACACCAAUCUGGUUUUAUUACCAAAGAAGGAGGAUGUUAACAACUUUGCACACAUGAGGCCAAUUAGUUUGAGCUCCUUUAUUAACAAGAUUAUAUCGAGAUUGGUGCAUGAUAGAAUAGUAGACGUGCUGCCCAAGAUUAUAUCUCCCACCCAAUCAGGUUUUGUGAAAGGAAGGAGUAUAACUGAAAAUGUUCUUUUGGCACAAGAAAUAAUUAGGGAUAUUCAAAUGAGAAAUCAGCAUAUUAAUGUGGUUGUGAAGUUAGAUAUGGCUAAGGCGUAUGAUAGAGUGUCCUGGAUAUUCCUGACAAAGGUGUUGCACAAGUUUGGUUUCUCGAAGGUAAUUAUAGAUAUGAUAUGGAGACUCAUCUCGAGUAAUUGGUAUUCAUUCCUCAUUAAUGGCCAGUCAAAUGGUUUCUUUCAGUCUUCUAGAGGUCUUAAACAAGGUGAUCCAUUGUCCUCAACAUUAUUUAUUAUUGCAGCAGAAGCUUUGGCGAGAGGUUUAGACAGCUUACACAGUGAUAAAAAUUAUAAAGGAUAUGGUUUGCCAAAAUGGAGCCCAGCAAUAAACCAUCUGUCAUAUGCAGAUGACACAAUAUUAUUCUGUUCAGGGGCUAGAUCUUCAGUGAUUAAGAUGAUGACAGUGAUAAGAGAUUAUGAAGAAAUAUCUGGUCAAAUGGUUAAUAAGGCUAAGAGUGCUUUCUAUCUUCAUGACAAGACACCCUUAAUAGUGCCAAUCAGAAUGAGAAAACUCACGGGAAUAAGACAAGGUAAUUUCCCAUUCACUUAUUUGGGAUGCCCUGUUUUUUAUGGAAGGAAGAUCAACAGUCACUUCGAAGACUUGGUAAGGAAGGUGGCUCGAAGAAUUUUGUCUUGGCAAAAUAAAUUCCUAUCAUUUAGAGGUAAGUACAUACUUAUUAGUCAUAUUCUUCAAUCAAUACCGGUUUAUCUUUCAUCUGCUAUGAAUCCCCCCAAGAAGAUUAUUGCACAACUACAUCAGAUCUUCGCAAAAUUCUUUUGGGGCAAUACAAGCAAUAUAAAUGGAAAACAUUGGGUAGAUUGGAGUGACAUGUGCUACCCUAAGGCGGAAGGGGGUUUGGGGUUUCGAUCUCUACAUGAUGUUAAUAAUGCCAUGUUUGCCAAACUAUGGUGGAGAUUCAGGGUGUCUAUUUCUUCAUUAUGGAGUAACUACAUGCGCAAUAAAUAUUGUAAGAAAUUACACCCUACAGUGGUUAGGAAUUCUGCAGCUUCUCAUGUGUGGAGGAAAUUAUUAGUAGUAAGGGAAGAGGUGGAACAUGAGAUUUGGUGGCAAGUUAAAGCAGGGAGUUCAAGUUUCUGGUACGAUAACUGGACAAAACAAGGAGCUUUAUUUUUCACAGAAGGAGAAAGUGCUGGGGAAGAGGAAUUAGAGGUAAAAGAGUUUAUUGGAAAUGGAAGUUGGAAAAUAGAGAAAUUGCAGGAACAUAUAUCAGAGGAAAUGAUAUGUCACAUAGUUAAAAACAUCCAGCCUAACACUUAUGCUUUGAAUGAUAAGCCGUGGUGGAUGGGAAAUUCAAUAGGAGUUUUUUCGGCCAAAUCAGCUUAUCACUUACUAAGGAAUAAGAGAGACAUCAUUGACUGGAUGAGUUGCAUUUGGAUUAAAGGUUUACCUCUUAAAUUUUCUUUCUUCUUAUGGAGAGUGUGGAAGAAAAGAAUUGCAACAGAUGAUAAUUUGAGGAGAAUGAGGAUGCAUAUAGUAUCUAAAUGUUACUGCUGUGAUAAGGGGGAACUGGAAACCAUGACACAUUUAUUACUAACAGCUCCCAUAGCUCAAAGGCUAUGGAAGCAGUUUGCUUCUUGUGCAAGUUUAAAUAUUGAUGGGAUUCAUCUACACCAUUUACUCAUUAAAUGGUGGAAAUAUGAAGGAAACCCAAAAUUGCAGCAAAUCAUGAAGGCCAUUCCAACCAUUGUCACAUGGGAACUAUGGAAAAUGAGAAACUCAAUUAGACAUGACAAGAAGGUAUCGUUUGAUAAAAUGUUCAGUCAAUGUCAGAUGACAGUUCAUCGGCUCAUAAAAGCCAAUUAUCCAUGGCUCAAAAACAUUCCUCUUCAAUGGAGUGGGAUGUUUGAUUUAUUGCAAAGAUAUAGGCCCACAUUAUUUUAUCAUAUUGUGCGAUGGACAAGGCCAAAAGAGGGUUAG